Molecule: messenger RNA, 1695 nt
Organism: Oncorhynchus nerka (sockeye salmon)
Lineage: Eukaryota; Metazoa; Chordata; Actinopteri; Salmoniformes; Salmonidae
Product: melatonin receptor type 1A-A-like
Exons: 2
Coding region: 105-1154 (349 amino acids)
Biological process (GO): G protein-coupled receptor signaling pathway
Cellular component (GO): plasma membrane
Molecular function (GO): melatonin receptor activity
Source: RefSeq, a predicted model, not a curated record
UACAACAGGUGAAAUAGAAGUUUCAGCUGCGCAAAGACGGCUACUAUGGAGCGCAAACCUGAGAUGUAUUACGAGACUGAGAGAAGGUGAAGAGAUACGAUAAAAUGAUAAGAAAUGAAAGCGGUCUGACGAACGGUUCUUCAGUGGCCCCCCACGACACUAACCUGAAUCGCCCUCCAUGGGUUGCGACAACUUUGGGAUGCUUUCUGAUUUUCACCAUUGUCGUUGAUAUUUUGGGCAACCUCUUGGUCAUUAUCUCCGUGUACAGAAACAAAAAACUCAGAAACGCAGGCAACGUAUUUGUGGUGAGCCUGGCUGUAGCAGACCUGGUGGUAGCCUUCUACCCAUACCCUCUGGUCCUCUCCUCCAUCUUCAACAACGGCUGGAACCUGGGCUUCAUUCACUGUCAGGUCAGCGGCUUCCUUAUGGGACUCAGCGUCAUCGGCUCCAUCUUCAACAUCACCGGCAUCGCCAUCAACCGCUACUGCUACAUCUGUCACAGUCUUAAAUACCACAAGCUGUACAGUGACAAGAACUCCCUGUGUUAUGUCCUGCUCAUCUGGCUGUUGACUGUGGUGGCCCUGGUGCCCAACUUCUUUGUGGGCUCGCUGCAGUACGAUCCCAGGGUGUAUUCGUGUACGUUCGUCCAGUCGGCCAAUUCAGCGUACACCAUCGCCGUGGUCUUCUUCCACUUCAUCCUGCCCAUCAUGAUCGUCACCUACUGCUACCUGAGGAUCUGGAUCCUGGUCAUCCAGGUGAGGCGGAGGGUGAAGCCCGAGUUCAGGCCGAGGCUCACGCCGCAUGACGUGAGGAACUUUGUCACCAUGUUUGUGGUGUUCGUCCUGUUUGCUGUGUGCUGGGCACCGCUGAACUUCAUCGGACUGGCAGUGGCCGUCAACCCCGCCGCAGUAAUACCCAUGAUUCCAGAGUGGCUGUUCGUGUUCAGCUACUUCAUGGCCUACUUCAACAGCUGCCUUAAUGCCAUCGUCUAUGGACUGCUCAACCAGAACUUCCGGAGGGAGUACAAACGGAUAGUUGUCUCGCUUUGCACUGUGACGUUGUUGUUCCCUGACAGUUCCAACGACGCUGCGGAGAGAGUCAAGCCAUCCCCUUUAAUAAACAACAACAAUCAAGUGAAAGUAGACUGCGUGUGAGAGGUCAUGAAGGGAGCACUGUGAGCAAAGACAUACUAAAGACACAUCUCUACUGCUUCCAGACUGCAGGCUUAUUAAUGAUGUAUAAUGUACUGAACUGAAGCCAAUGACUCUAACAGCGUGUAUGCAGUUUUUAAACAGAUUCUACUCAGUCAAGGUGCAUUACAGUAGCUGUAUGUUCCCUUCUGUCUAAUUGUUUACAAUAAUGAACUAUAGAUGUAUGUAUUUAUUUUAUAUUGACAAUGGAUAGUAUGGCAUCAUUUCACAGAGUAGAGCUGAAAGGGUUUCUUACGUUAUGCAAUCUUUACCAGUCUACAGUACUUUAUGUGUAUCUGUAUGAGAAAUAACAUAGUAAAGAUUGUUACUUCUGACUAUAACAUCCAAGUUGUAUUACAUACCGUAGGUUGCUGAUGUAAAGGAAAUUCAGAAGCUUGAAAAGCAAUAUGUUUGUUGUGAAGUGUUUCAUCUGGGAAAUGUGACACAAACGUGGGAACAUGCACAUUCCACAGAUGGGCUGGGCUCUAGUCAUGGCUAUAUGAAG